AAGAGUGAAUACGUGAAAUUGUCUGGCCAUGAGAAGGAGAAGAUGCCUGCUCCAAGGGUGCCAGUGCUGGCAGCAAGAUCAAUGGAUCUCUUCUAUUCCAGGAGACAUGGAGGUCUAUUUGUGGUUGGAGCUACCUGACUAGAUAAAGUAUAGAUCAGUCUGCUAUGAAAAUACCUCUCAUGAAGAAGACUGCCUGAUGGCUUAGUUUGCUCUGAAUGUUUCACAUUAUCAGAUAAGCCUUUUUGUGAAAUUAAAACCCAAACCCAAUGUUUUUCUGGUUUCUGUAUUUGGCUUGGAAUUUGUUACUCCCUUCUUUGUCAAUUCAGUUUCAGGAAUAGGUUGAAGAAACUAUGGCAAACCAACGGGAUUACAUUAGCAGACCGAUUUGCAAUGGAAUUUCUGUUCCUGAAAAUAAAAUCAAUUCCCUAGUGGCUGAAGGUCAUGGACAACAAAUUCUGAAAGUGCUACAAAAGUUCAGAGAACAAAAUAUAUUUUUUGACUUUAAAAUUCUUGUGAAAGAUGAAAUAAUUCCCUGUCAUCGUUGUGUGCUGGCAGCGUGCAGUGAUUUUUUCAGAGCCAUGUUUGAAGUUAAUAUGAAAGAACGAGAUGAUGGCAAUGUUACUAUUAGUAAUCUGUCACCAAAAGCGGUGAAAGCUUUCCUUGAUUAUGCUUACACAGGAAAAACAGAGAUAACGAAUGACAAUGUGGAAAUGCUCUUCCAGCUGUCAUCAUUUCUUCAAGUGUCACUCCUUUCCAAAGCUUGCAGUGACUUUCUAAUAAAAAGUAUUGAUCUUGUGAAUUGCUUACAGUUGCUUUCUCUGUCAGAAAGUUACGGUUCUGUCCGCUUGUUUGACCAUGCGCUCGAUUUUGUGCAGCACCACUUCUCCUUGCUGCUCAGAUCAAGUGAUUUUUUGGAGAUGAAUUUUGAGAUACUACAAAAAUGCCUGGAGUCUGACGAACUAAAUGUCCCUGAGGAAGAGUCAGUGUUGAAAGCUGUCCUUCAGUGGACCAAGCACAGUUUAGAAACACGACAGAAAUAUCUGCCUAAUUUGAUGAAGAAAGUGAGACUACACCAGUUACCUGAAAAGACUUUGCAGGACUUUCUGCAUUCUGAAGAACUGUUACUUAAGAGUGCUAACUGCUCAGUAAUAAUCAAUGAUGCAGUCAAGAGUGUGCAAGACUUCAGUGGGCUGUUUCCAGAUGCACGUCCCUCAACAACAGAAAAAUACAUAUUUGUUCAUAAAACUGACGAAGAUGGAGAAAACAGACAUACAUUCUGCUACAACAUCAAAACAGAUACAUGGAGAGAACUACCACACACACACAUGAUUGAUCUUCCGGGGUCAAGUUUAUCUAGCUAUGGAGAAAAAAUAUUUAUCACUGGAGGAUGUAAAGGGAACUGUUACAGAACCGUCAGGCUUCAUAUUGCUGAACCAUUUCAUGAUGCCACUGACCAAACCUGGUGCUACUGUCCAGUGAGCAAUGAAUUCUCCAUAGUAUCUGCUAUGAAGAAACCAAGGACAAUGCACACGUCUGUUGUAACCUUAAAUCAGCUGUUUGUAAUAGGUGGAAAGACCAGAGGAGCUCAAGAAACCCGAAGUCUUUUGGAUGUAGAAUCCUAUAAUCCUUUCUCCAAAGACUGGAAAUCUGUAAGUCAAUUACCAAGAGGUAUCUACUAUCCAGAAGCAAGUGCAUGUCAGAAUAUCAUUUAUGUCCUUGGCUCAGAAGUAGAGAUUACUGAUGCCUUUAAUCCAUCUCUUGACUGUUUCUUUAAGUACAAUGCUAUGACUGAUCAGUGGUCUGAGCUUGUAGCAGAAUUUGGGCAGUUUUUCCACGCAACUCUAAUCAAAGCUGUUCCAGUGAACUGUACAUUGUACAUAUGUGAUCUCUCCACAUACAAGGUCUACAGUUUCUGCCCAGAAACCUGUGUUUGGAAAGGGGAAGGAUCUUUUGAAUGUGCUGGCUUUAAUGCAGGGGCAGUUGGCACAGAAGACAAGAUUUAUAUACUGGGUGGUGAUUAUGCUCCAGAAGAAAUCACAGAUGAAGUUCAAGUCUACCAUAGUAGUAGGUCUGAGUGGGAAGAAGUUUCACCAAUGCCAAGAGCCUUAACUGAGUUUUACUGUCAGGUCAUUCAGUUUAAUAAAUAUAGGGACCCCUGGUCAUCUGUACUGACAAUUUGCUCUGGAGAAUUUUGAAACUCCUGAGUCAAAAGAAUCUAUUCAAAUGCACAACUUUUAGAACAGAUUUGUAGGUAUUAAUUUAUAGAUGGGGAAGUAUGUACUCUUUUGUUUAAAUCUUCAGUUUAGAUUGUAUGCUAAAGAACUGCUUUUGGAAGAGUCCAUUACAUUGUCAUUCAUGCCAGUCACUAUAGAAAGUAUCACUUAAUUUUAUAUGCAAGUUUUAUCUGUAAUUAUCUGGUUAAUCUGCAAAAUUAUUACCUUUCAAACAAACACAUAGCACUGAGGAAUUCAUUGUGUAAUAUAUGCCAUUAUUUCUGUAAUAGUCACAGUUGUCCCAGUAGGUCAGUUGCUGAGUGAGAAAACUGACUGUGAUACCAUUUUCCCUAUGCAGCUGAAGUUUAAAAGGAAUCUACAUUAGUGUCAUUUUAUUUAGGCUUUUUAUAUCCAUAAACCUUUAAGAGGAGUUCAUUGUCAGCUUUAUCUUAUUCGACCUUAGCAAGGGCAACAGCCAAAGUGACCUUCACAGCAUUAAACCCAGGUAUCUAACUUGAAGAGACUGAUAAUUCCUAUCAUCUUACUUUGGCUCUUCAGUUUUACCAGAUUUUCUCCAUCCUUGUGCCUUAGUAGUAGCUGAACUUUCUGUUUUCAUCCCAUUAAGUGUGGCAAGAUAAACGUUGAUAACCUAUUGCAGGGU
Molecule: messenger RNA, 2874 nt
Organism: Dryobates pubescens (Downy woodpecker)
Lineage: Eukaryota; Metazoa; Chordata; Aves; Piciformes; Picidae
Gene: KBTBD3
Product: kelch repeat and BTB domain containing 3
Exons: 3
Coding region: 351-2195 (614 amino acids)
Molecular function (GO): protein binding
Source: RefSeq, a predicted model, not a curated record